AUGUGGUAUCUGUGGUCUGAAAAUAUUAAAAAAAGAGCCUGCAGGUAUCUGCUACAACGAUAUUUGGGCAAUUUCCUUGAAGAGAAACUGACUUUGGAUCAGCUGAGUGUCGAUUUAUACAAUGGUACUGGGACAGUCAGCGAUGUUAGCCUUGACUGCGAUGUACUCAACGAGCUGGGAGAUGCACAGAAUUGGCCCUUGGAGAUAGUAGAUGGCCAUGUAAAGGAGAUUAUGGUCUCCGUUCCAUGGUCAACACUGUUCUCAGAUGACUCCGUUGUCAAAAUCAGCGGAUUGACGCUCACUGUACAACCGAAAGUGCGAGCUGAACCAGUGUCAUCGAUGCUGGAGUCGAUGUGGUCCUCCAUGUCUUCUUCUAUGCAACUGGCCGCUGAGUGUCUGAAGGAAGACGUCGGUCCCCAGGAUUCCCAACCCGUCGAAGGCAUCGAGAUGUUUGCUCAAGCCAUAGACUCAAUACUAAGCCGUGUCAAAGUAAAAUUUGAAAACACGAUACUUCGUAUUGAACACGUACCGAAAAACGGUGACCGAGGCAUCGCACUUGAGGUCCAUAUAAAGAAUAUCGACUACUUUGACGAAGCCGGGUCGGAACCGACCCCGGGACAAACAGAUCCUGACAAGCCGAAAACAUACAUAGUAGCAGCAUACACGAACAAAAAAAUUAAAUUCGAUGGAGUCACUCUAUACACGGACGAAUUCCCAUCGAAAAUGCGGACUAUGGCACGGAGUCUCAUCAUGGAGAAGUCCAUCUCCUCACAAGCUGAUAAAGCCGAGAGUCAAGAGACUCCAGAUGUGAACUUCCAAAGCACAAUUUCUGAUGUCUUUUACGAAACUAGGAGUGUUAUAUCCACCAUAGAAACAGAAACAUUCAAAGAGGCCAACCCCGAUGAAGACCAGACCAAAAGUCGACCGGAGUCGAGAGAAUCGACGCCUGAGAAGGUCAACCACCCUGAUCCCAUAUUAUUUGCUAAAUUGAUAGGAGAACAGGAACUAGCCUUGAAGUUAAAGCAUAAUUCGGAAGUGGAGGGGCCUAAAGUUGAAGUCAAUGUGUCAUUCGGGUCCCUCAUUGUGUUUAUUACUCCGAGGCAGCUACAUACACUGAUAGAGCUCGCUGAUGCUCUCAAUCAGCCACAUUUAGAGGACCGUAGCAAUAUACCAUUACGCCCUAGCGGAACGACCCAGUGCAAGCCGAUGCAGCCAGCCGACUUCCAACUGGUAGAAGCUCAAUUACUUGAUUUGUUUGAGAAGUAUAAGGCUAAGAAGCCUGCUGGCAGCAUGUCUGGCUGGUCUGGUCCAGGUUACGAUGAGGAGGAUGAUAAUGAAAUAUUCUACCCAAUGACAUCGCAAGGCCCAAUGGCUGAGAGUUUCUCGUCAUCCGUCAGCUCCAUGAGCGCUAGUAUGACUUCCAGCGCCACUGUGCCCACAGGUGCGCCCAGGAUCAAGAGAAACAAGAAAGGUCCGCAUAUCGAGGGUGACCCCACAGCAGAAGUGUCACAUAUCAGCUUGAAAAUCGAAUCUGUGGCCUGUGUUUUACUGCAUAAGGAUAUUCUAGUCCCGACUUUGUUAGGCUCUGACGUCAUAUCGCCAAGUACGGCCAUCAAGUUGCAAGAAGUUGCCAGCACCUUCUUCGCAAGCUUGGAGCUUUUUACCAUUGUCGAUGACUUCAGUGCGGCUAAUGAGAUACUUGAUAGAACCACUUUGAAGAGCCAUUUGAGGCUACUAACGUCAGAGAUAUCAGUAGACGGCAGCGAGAGAGUGACGGCGGUGGGCAGUCAGAUGCUGUGUGAGGCUUCCAUCAGAGAUGUGCUCGUCAGAGAGUGUCUAUACUAUUCCACGGAAGAAGGGGAGGACAUGGUUCAGGCAUAUAACCUGAUAAAAUUCCUUAAUAAAGAAAAUGAGGACAACUCGAGUCGUUCAAGCCAGCAAGGCGCGUCUGAACCUCACGCGAACAUUCGCAUCACGUUCAGACAGACGUCUAGGUACGCGCGCGGCGAACAGAGACUUGUCAAUCCUUCUACUGACAUCGUGAUAAAAUGCACACCGUUCUACGUGGACGUGGAGCUGACGAUAAUUGAACGUAUGUGGUCGACCUUCUUCGGUGGCUCCAAUACUGGCACUACCACACCAGCCCCGACUGGUUCCUCUCAGAACCAGACCAGUGUCACUUUGCAAUGCCCUGAUCUACAUGCUGUGUUAAGAUUCCCAAUAGCGGACCUCCGUCAGGGCGUAAAUCGAGAGUUCCGUAGCGUCCGGCCAGACUAUUUACUGUUCAAGUUCCAGAACGCCACCAUUACUUCGCAGCAAACACCCAGUUCCAGACCACAGCCUACCACGGUCACCGUACGAGCCACUAUACUGGACCUAUAUUAUUACGAAAACGACAUAUUCCCGGCUACACACAUAGCACGCACCACGAUAGACGACAACGUCUGUGAAGGGAACAUCCUCAGCGGACACGUCACAACCGCCGCCAUACCUACCAUAUCAAUAACGUUCAAACCUAAAAUCCCGGCGAAGGGUCCAUUCGACGGUUUCAACGACGAGCCGUCUAACUUCGAACCCGCGAACUCAAAUCCAAUGACUACAUCAUUUUAUCUAAUGAACAAUUUGACUUCCAAACACCCCAGCCCAUUCAGCGGGAAGAAAAUGGUACACCAGAGUUUCACUAAACAUGAAGACGAGGAAAAGGCACAAGAAGAAGAGAUGAUAGUCCCGGGCAAUGAGGAAGAGAUGGCAGAAUUCACAAGCAACUCCAUAGACUUGUCGGCCAUACAUCUGGACUUUAUACUACCUAUCCUCAGCUUGCAGCUUGAAUCGAAGCAGCUAUACGAGAUCAUCUACAACCGUAUAAACUCGGAUCUCUUACUAUGGGAGCCGCAGCCAGCAGAGCAGUAUGACAUCAACCCCCUCCAAUACCCCGACCUCACCCCCGGCUUUGGCGCGUUCAAAACCGCUGGGCAUGAUUCUGACACAGAAAGCACGUCGUCAGAGGAAGAGACCAACUUGUACUACUCGACGUAUGACAAUAAGCUGCGCAAGGGCAUCGGGAACAGUCGGCCGCACGAGGAGACAGAGACACACAACUUCUGUCUCACUCUCAAAGUUGGGAAAGGAGUACUUACUAUGUAUACUCCUGUCAGGGACAGCAACAAGCGUGUAGUGCCAGGACAGAUGGGCGAGCUAGUACUAGAUGCGUAUAACUUGUCUAUGUGCCAAGUGAGCGGCCUCAAUGGAAAACCCAAGACCGCGCAGCUAUGUCUACGAGCUGAUCGCACUACUUUGUACCAUGAUUCAAUGAUAACAAUACCAUCAGAGAAGCCUCCACUCCGUCAGUACGGCACCAUGCUACCGUCUCACCUGAAGAGUACCAUCUACCCUUCAGGCAGGGGAGUGAUUAUCAAAGAAAAACUCCUGAAGAAGGACAUGUUCACUAUGGCACUCAAAGUCGCGCCCGAUGCAGAGUCAUCUAAUGUUAAGUCAAUCGUGAUAGCCCUGGGCAUAGAGCAGGCCACGCUUCGCUAUAGAGGUGACAAGGGUAUAUCCUGGCUGACUCAACUGAUGGACAUCAUCGACGUCAUCGACUACCCCGUGCCAGGGUACACGCCCUCCACUGUCAUGUCCGAGUUACACGUACAUGUCGUGGACUGUGCUGUUGAUUAUAGACCACUCUACCUGCCAUUCCGCACAGUACUUACACUGGGUAAUUUCAGUGUUACAAGCAACCUAAUAGCGGCCACAAAUACUUCGUGCCUUCGUUUCAUAGCACAGGAGUGCACCCUAUUCCUAAUGCAUAUACUUGGGACUAAGCCUAAUUCCGCAGUACCACUCGACGAUGACAAGUUACCUGAUAUUGUAAAGGAUUAUGUGUGUGUCGUGGAUUUGGGCGUCUUUGAACUAUCCCUCAGAAUGGCUGAUAAGAAUAAUUGCCCACCGAAUCAACCGCACGUGGACCUGAGUGCUUCAAACAACAUGGUGACGCUCCACACCUGCUGGGACUCUGCGUCGGCACUGUUCCGUCUGCUCACGUACGCGUCAAUGGACGGAGACUCCACACCACCCAUCGAUCGAUCCUCUCGACACACCAGCAUCUGCUCCGACCAACCUUUAGAACAAUUAGUUGGUCUAGACGACAGGCCGGUAGAAGAAAUAAGAGAACUAUCCCCGAGUGAAAUUCAACAGGUCAACGACCUCAUGGCUGAGGCUAUGAAAGAAAGCCCUAAUACCACUUUGGAAGAAGAAGAUCUACAAAAUUCAAUGGAGGAAAAAAAUAAAACUACGGAAGUAUUUUACUUCCCCGACGAGUCUAACAUGAAGCGAAGGCCUACUGCAGGACCAUCGGAGGAGGAACCUCUCGUCGUGGCUGACGAUGAUUUACCUCCGAGGUUUUUCAACGAUUCCGAAAAACCGUUCAAUAUUCAUGUUGCUAAGGAGCUAGGAGACCCUACCUCGACUCCUAAGCGCACUCCUCGCAGAUCUAAGAGGAGAUCGACAAAAUCAAGUAGCGACGGUGGAAACACAGACGAUGAGUUUUGUUUCGUGGAUUCACAAUCGGUGCAUGCGGAUGAAGAGAUGGAUGAUCCGGGGGUCAAAAAUAUCAGACCCCCGACUCCUCCUCCCCCUCAACCGGAUGAACAUUACACUAAACCCAAGUUCAGGACUGAUGUCCUCGACCCACCGAAGAGUUACCCACAACCAAUGUUGCGAUACAAAUUACUAGAGAUGAGUAUUACGUGGAACUUGUAUGGAGGCAAUGACUUCCGAACAGCAGACCAACCGCUACCAAAGAAGAAGGUCACUAUUGAUGACCCUCGCUCACAAGGAUCUCCUACUACUUCCAGACGUUCCCAAGAAUACGAGCCGUACGAGUCAGGUCGUGCAGCCACGGCGGCGUAUCGUUCAAGCGGCGUGCGCUGGGCGGCCGGCAGCGACCGGGUGCGCGCCGCCCGCCUCACUACCCAAAGGGACCUCAGAGAACGAGGCGGACUGCACAGAGACCACACUGUUAAAGUCAAAAUUUGUCUAAACAAGGUGAAGUUCGUAUACGACAUUUACCCCCCGCGCGGAAUAUAUGCGUCGCGUCAAACAUUAGCUAUCAGUAAGAUAGAAAUACUGGACCAGUUAGUAUGCAGUGAUAUCAAUAAACUGCUCAGCCAGUACAGGCACAAGGAUGAACCUGAGAGGAAACAUGCUCAUAUGUUUUAUAUAAAAUGCGUGCAUCGCCGGCCGGACCCUGAGUUAUCAGCUCAGGAGUGUUGCGUGGUGGUGUCCGUUUUACCUCUAUGGUUCAACCUCGACCAAGAUACUUUAAAUUUCCUCGCCGCCUUCGUCAACAAACUCGGUUCUGAUGAAUAUCCAGAUGACGACUCUAAAAGCGUGGGAGGACUAUCCACAGACUCGAGUGGUUCCCGUCAGACGACGCCGACCCAUCGCCCUCCUGUCAUGACCCUCGGCAGGGAUCUUCGCGACCCCCCUCCCACGCCUUCCUACUCUGGAGACACUGACUCUCUUCAUGAGCCUACAUUCCGCAACGAUGAACCGCUAAUGGAGAAGUACGAGGCGGAGCGCCUGGUCUCCGAGAACCUCAUCCAGCUGGAGGAAGACUUCAACAAGCUCGGCGUACAGGAGAAACCUCAAGCCAAAACCUCGGCUGGCACUGAGCAUUUUGACGAUUCACCGAUAUACUUCCGACGUUUUGUAUUCAAGUGCGAUGUACCAAUUCGGUUAGACUACGUGGGCAAGCGAGUGGACCUGUCUGCCGGACCUAUCGCCGGCUUGCUCAUGGGCCUAGCACAACUCAACUGCUCUGAACUUCUACUCAAGAAACUUGAAUUUAAAUUGGGUCUUCUGGGUAUAGAAAAGUUAAUACAAUAUGCUACUACGGAGUGGAUGAAUGACAUCAAACGACAUCAACUGCCCGGACUGAUCGGUGGUAUUGGACCGAUGCAUUCAGUCCUGCAAUUUGUGGCGGGCAUGAAGGACCUGGUGUGGCUGCCGUACGAGCAGUGGCGGCGCGACGGGCGGCUGGUGCACGGGCUGCGGCGCGGGGCGGCCUCCUUCACCGCGCACACCGCCAUCGCCGCGCUCGACAUCACCACGCGACUGCUCAAACUCAUACAGGCCACGGCAGAGACAGCGUUCGACUUGCUGACGCCGGGUCCGACGCUGCAGCUGCAGGAGGCGUACGCGCGGCGCGAGCGGCGGCGCCGGCGCAGGCACGACCCCGCGCGGCACCCCGCCGACAUCAGGGAGGGCGUCGCUAGUGCCUACCAGACUGUGAGGGAGGGUUUCGAAGACACAGCAGCAACGAUGGCAGCAGCGGCGCGCUGGUCUAAUGGCGUGGGGGUGCUGCGCCACCUGCCGGGCGCGGCCGUGGCCCCGCUGGCGCUGGCGGCCGCCGGCGCCGCCGACGUGCUGGGCGGCGUGCGCGCCUCGCUCGCGCCCGACCACUCGCGCCACCACGCGGACAAGUGGCGCGCGCACCCGCCAGACAACCCGCACGAUUGUAUAGACUAA
Molecule: messenger RNA, 6528 nt
Organism: Spodoptera littoralis (African cotton leafworm)
Lineage: Eukaryota; Metazoa; Arthropoda; Insecta; Lepidoptera; Noctuidae
Source: the annotation of a GenBank genome assembly